Messenger RNA from Rhagoletis pomonella (apple maggot), 2682 nucleotides. RefSeq lists its product as uncharacterized. The transcript has a single exon. Gene Ontology annotation, molecular function: aspartic-type endopeptidase activity. The coding region runs from base 1 to 2682 and encodes 893 amino acids. NCBI's taxonomy places the organism in Eukaryota, Metazoa, Arthropoda, Insecta, Diptera, Tephritidae. Gene Ontology annotation, biological process: proteolysis. The record is from RefSeq and is a predicted model, not a curated record.
AUGUUUUGCGAAGCUUUUCGCAAUAAAUCGCCGCACGAACGGUAUGACUACGCACUACAAGCUAAGCUGUGCAUAAACUGUUUGCACAUCGGCCACCAGCAAGCAGCUUGUUCUUCCGAGCGCCGUUGCAAGACGUGUCAAGCUAAGCACCACACAAUGCUGCACGACUACUUUGCUUUCAACGCGACUAGUACGAGCAAACAGGCUGCAUCCUCUCAUAACGCAGUCACAACAAGGCAAGACCCUAAUAUGCUGCCUCCGGUACUGAUCGGCACAGCCCUGAUUCAGGUUAAGUCAAAGUCCGGACACAAGGUCGUUUUACGAGCUUUACUGGACAGCGGGGCAGAAGCAACGUUCAUCAGCGAAUCCGCAGUCAACUUGUUACACUUGGUGAAGUCUAAUGUAAAGAUACCUAUUAAUGGCGCUAACGGUGAUAGAGUGGCUACAGCAAAGGGGCUAGUAACGUUUAAUCUACGUUCAUUGAAAUCCGACUUCGAGCUUGCAUGCAUCGCUCUAGUGCUGCCUCGAGUUGGAAACCGAACCCCGACGGUAGCUAUUGCACCGAACGAUGUUCAACAUUUUAGUGAGUUAGACCUUGCUGAUCCCACCUGGAACGUACCGCAACCGAUUGAUGUCAUCUUAAAUGCUGCCGAUUAUGCUGCUCUUCUGUUAAGCGGAAUACAGCGUAGCAAAACUAGUCUUUUAAUUGGCCAAAGUACACGGUUGGGCUGGGUAAUUUUCGGCAGUUCUGCUAAUCAAUCUUUCGUAACGACACGGGAUAUGAUCGACUGCUAUCACACUCAACUCGAUCUCGACCGAACGCUUCGCAGCUUCUGGGAGUUGGAAGAGCUUAAUUCAACGCCCGCACUAACGCAAGAUGAUCGAUUCGUCGAGAAUUACUUCAACCUCACUACGCGGCGAGCUGCAGACGGUCGUUAUAUUGUGCGGCUACCAGUCAAACCGGAUUCUGAUCUAACGCAAUUAGCCUCUACGCACCUUGAUGCGAUUGUUCUCCUCGAUCAUCUUCGUCGACGUUUAUCUCGAGAUCCGGUCAUGCGAGAUAUGUACGAAGAAUUUAUCAACGAGUACGCAUCAUUGCAACAUAUGGUCAGCAUCACUAAAGAAGAAGAAUGUUCAACGCCCAUCUGUUAUCUCUCCCACCAUGGCGUCUGGAAAACAUCCAGAAGCACAACGAAAUUAAGGGUCGUCUUCAACGCUUCAAGACGAUGCAACAGUGGUAAGUCUCUUAAUGAUUGCUUAUACUCUGGUCCUAAGUUACAGAACGACCUGACUGCUGUUGUACUAAAUUGCCGUCGAUACCGAAUUGCGCUCACUGGAGAUAUCGCCAAGAUGUACCGUCAGAUCUUGGUGGACGAGAGAGAUACUGAUUGGCAGCGUAUUGUUUGGCGACCUAACUCGCAUCGAGAGCCAACACAUUUCAGAUUAAAAACUGUCACUUAUGGUACCAGUUGCGCGCCAUACCUGGCCAUUAAAGUAUUGCACACUCUAUCUGCUGACGAACGCUGUAACUUUCCUGACGCUGCUCAGAUCUUGCUUGAUGGGUUCUACGUGGAUGAUGUUCUAACGGGGGCAGACAAUGUCGAGGAUGCUUCCAGACGACGUCGAGAACUGCAAGGCCUUCUCCGCGCAGGUGGCUUCGCCCUUCGAAAGUGGAAUUCCAACUCACGCGCUGUGCUGAAAACCAUUGAUCCUGUUGAUCUUGAAACUAAAUCUUCACGGGAGUUUCAGCUAGAGGGAGAGUACAACAACUUAGGACUCGUCUGGGCUACCAAAGACGAUUGCUUGACCUACGCACUAAAGCUUGAUUGCACGGUAACCACAUUUACAAAGCGACCACUGCUGUCUGACGAGGCUAAGCUGUUCGACCCACUUGGGUUCCUGGCGCCUGUAAUUAUUCGUGGGAAAAUGUUUAUUCAAAAAUUGUGGUUAACAGGCCUAGAUUGGAAUGACAAUCUGCCGGAAGACUUGCAGACGAAAUGGAUAUCUUUUCGCAACGAGCUUAAGACAGUUCCAGAAGUACGCAUAUCACGCUGGCUUAAUACAUCCCAGCAAAAUGAAACCUAUGAACUCCAUACCUUUGCAGAUGCAUCUACGCACGCAUACGCCGCUGUAGUGUACUUAAAGGUUGUCGCUCAAUCAUCCGUCCACAUUCACCUAUUGAUGUCGAAGACACGAGUGGCACCGUUAAAGAAAGUUACAGUACCACGGCUCGAGCUAUGUGCAGCCUUACUUGCUGCUCGUCUGAUGAAUAAGGUAAGAGAUACGCUUAACCUAUCCUCUAUAUCUACUUAUAUGUGGUCAGACUGUACGACUAAAAUAUGGUGGAUACGAUCCGAUCCAGGAGCGCUAAAAGAGUUCGUGUCGAAUCGUGUUAGCCAGAUACAAGAGGUGACUACUGUAAGCGACUGGCGUUAUGUUAACACGGCCGACAAUCCUGCUGAUUUUGCCUCACGAGGACUGACCAUGGCGCAGCUUGUAGAUCAUCACCUAUGGUGGCAUGGGCCCUCCUGGCUUAGCCAACCAGAAACCAGCUGGCCACAGCCUUUGCUAAAGGCACCAGAAAAGGUCUCCGAAUCCAAACCUGUGCAAGCUACAACGGCACGCAUCAUUCCUUCUGAUUGGUUCAUCCUGGAAAACUAUUCGACGCUUGAAAGACUUUAA